CGGGGCUUCUGCGCCUGCGUGGCCGGGGGAAGCAUGCGCAGUGUCGUCCUGAGGCCCCGCGGCGGCAUCGGGAAAGGGGACUUCAAGGUGCGGCGCUUCUCCGGCCAUGGCGAGGCUGGUGGAGCUGCCCUCGCUGGAGGAGCUGGACGUGCCGGAGGUGCCGGUUGGCACCGCGGUCCUAAAGGCGGGUGCCCACCACUAUGGCUCGCAGUGUAACCAGUUCAACAAGGAGUUCAUGCUCUGCCGCUGGGAGGAGAAGGACCCACGGAAGUGCUUGAAGGAAGGCCGGGCUGUGAGCAAGUGCGCCAUGGACUUUUUCAAGCAGAUCAAGUUGCAUUGCGCCGAGCCCUUCAACCAGUACUGGAACUGCCUCGACGAUUCCAACACGUUGAAGCUUUGCCAUUGUCGGAAGCAGCAGCAGCUGUUUGAUGACUGCGUGCUGGACAAGCUGGGCUGGGUGAGGCCAGAGCUGGGUCAGCUGUCAAAGGUCACUAAAGUGAAGACCGACCGUCCCCUCCCCGAGAACCCCUGCCAUUCCCGAACGAGACCACCGUCCAACCCGCCAAUUGAAGGCGAAUACAAGCCUGCGAAAUACGGCACACGAGGUUAUUUCUGGAGUUGGUAGUGGGGCGGGGGGAAUUGGCAGCUCUGCACGUACGCCAGCCAUAGAGGAAAACCGUGAAGGUAUUUUUUUGGGGUGGAUGGUAGAUUACGCUUCGUUGGUGUUGGAUGGAUCUUAUCUGUACUCAGUGGUCAUUAAAUGCAUAUUCUUUGAGAGGUC
Ahaetulla prasina is the source of this 781-nucleotide messenger RNA. RefSeq names its product NADH:ubiquinone oxidoreductase subunit A8 (gene NDUFA8). The record is from RefSeq and is a predicted model, not a curated record. The coding region runs from base 107 to 625 and encodes 172 amino acids. Gene Ontology annotation, biological process: mitochondrial electron transport, NADH to ubiquinone. The transcript has 4 exons. NCBI's taxonomy places the organism in Eukaryota, Metazoa, Chordata, Lepidosauria, Squamata, Colubridae.